AUGGCAAACUCAUUGGAGCAGCUCAUUCAAAAUGAAGUAGCGACCUUGAAAUGCUCGCUAUGCCUCAACAUCGUAUCAGUACCACCAGUAGACCUGCUUUCCAAAGACGGCACAGAACUACGAUGCGGCAGAUGCAAAAACGUACCCAGAAUCACGUUGGGCAGAAAUUACGCUUUCGAGAAGAUCGCCAAAGUAUUAUCAUUCCCUUGCAUCUACGAUGGCUGCAACGAAAUGGUACCUUGGAGUGAAGUGCAAGACCACGAAGACGAUUGCAACGAGAGGACAGUCAUGUGCCCGAUCGACCCUCAAACCUGCUUCGCCAUCAAAGUGAAGAACUUGGAGAAACAUUGCUUGAACAAGCACAUGUGCAAUAUUUUCUAUGAUUCCUUCACCAUUGAAUGCAACACGUCCCAACAUAUCAUUGCUGUUCUGAUGUUCAGGAACCAAAUAUUCUUCAUAAUGAUCGGGGGAGAUCCAAAAUUCGAUGUAUACGUUGCUUCAUUGAACAACGUCAGUACUACCUUCACUUAUGAUAUCAGAUUGGCUAGCAUCGUCAAUGAUGCUUGUUUGACCUUUGACGAGCAGACGAUCAUGAAAUAUGAUGAAAGGAAGCACUGCUUUAACUGCAUUUUGAAAAAGUGCACUCUGAUUCACCAUCCGUACUCAAAAAAGAACGGGAAGGCACCGAAGGAUGUAUGGAACAGAAGAAUCAAUCUAGAGACCAUAGAUACUCUUUUCGAGAAUGUGGACACAGUGAAAUUCAGGAUUGACAUCGUCGCAAAUGAAGAGUCUGACGCGGAACCAGUAGAAGUUGUUCCAUCCGAUCAAACCAAUCAGCUGCGAGCCAGUUUGCAGUGCCCCAUUUGCAUGGAAUACAUGAUCGGCUACAUUUACAACUGCGAACAUGGUCACGUGGUAUGCUUUACUUGUAAAGGGAAAUUGGAGUCGUGUCCUGCAUGUCGAACGAAACUUGGUAGAUCCAGAUGUUUGCCACUGGAGAAUUUGGCUGAGGUUUUGGUCCUGGAUUGUGUGUUUGCUGAGAGGGGCUGUACCUUCUCUGGACAAGUUAAAAUGCUUUUUCAACACGAGAGGGAAUGUCAUUACAAUGUAAAGAGGAUGAGGCUUUGA
Molecule: messenger RNA, 1128 nt
Organism: Phaedon cochleariae (mustard beetle)
Lineage: Eukaryota; Metazoa; Arthropoda; Insecta; Coleoptera; Chrysomelidae
Source: the annotation of a GenBank genome assembly